Messenger RNA from Pseudozyma hubeiensis SY62, 318 nucleotides. RefSeq lists its product as hypothetical. The transcript is spliced from 2 exons. The record is from RefSeq and is a predicted model, not a curated record. The coding region runs from base 1 to 318 and encodes 105 amino acids. Lineage: Eukaryota; Fungi; Basidiomycota; Ustilaginomycetes; Ustilaginales; Ustilaginaceae.
AUGCGCCUUUGGCUCGACGGAGUGUCAAAAGAGCGCCCCCGCAUCAAUUUGGACGGGGUUGAAAUGGCCUCGCGAUCCCCAUCGAUCACAAUGAUGGUGUCGCUCAACGCACUCGACAUUGAAGGAUCGUUGACUCGAUUUCGAAUGUUUGAUGGUGUCGCCGUCCGUUCCGACGGGGGCGACGGCGCCAAUGCGACCCAUCUCCUCACGGUGUUCCUCACAACAACCACAAGAUGUCAUAAGCAUGGAGCUCAUCCGCCAUCCGAGACCGUCUCGGACGGCAACUCAGACCGCAGUACGGACACACCGGUUAUCUGA